UUUAUCCGCACCGCUGGACGGCCUAUAUGCGUAUAUUCCGGGGUCCUCUGAUGCUUCAGGACGCCUGGCCGCCCGAAAUCUAUCUGUCCAGUGUGGCGGCCACUGUUCAAACGCCUUGGAGUUCUUGGCAGAGCGUGCCUAGCCCUCUUCACGCGGCUGUCACGAUGUUGCAGGCCGGUCAAGUUCCACCGACCCAGGACUUAUCUGGCGCUCCGAGAGACUCCCCACAUGAGAUAAGGUACUAUUCCUGGACGAGAUAGUUCCUCCGCCACCGUUAUACUAAAGGGCCAGCUCACCAUCGGGGCGACCGUGCGCACGCUCUCCUUGCCCCGCCCCGUCCACCGACCAUGUCGAACAAGGACAAGGACUCCGUCGACCCCAAGCACGGCGUCAACCCUGUUGGCGCCGUCACACCGAGCUACGACGAUGAAGAGAAGUUCGAGAAGGAGUUGGGCUACUCGACGGAGGGUCCCACGACCGCCUCCGACGACGACCUUGCUCUCAAGCAGGCCACCGAGCUCGCCGAGCGUCUGCAAGCCGGUCAAGCGUCUGAGCAGGAGUACAAGAUUGAGAAUGCGCACGAUAUUGCCAUCAAGGUCUUGAGCACCCGCGACGACUACGAGCUCCCGGUCAUCACCUUCCGUAUGCUCUUCCUCGGUUUAGGCUUCUCUGCCUUCGGCUCCGUCCUGGCCCAGCUGUACUACUUCAAGCCCCAGACUUUGUCGGUCUCUCAGGGCUUCCUGCUCAUCAUGAUCUACUUCGUCGGCAAGGCUUGGGAGAAGAUCAUCCCUCGAUGGGGUCCUCUGAGGUACAUCAACCCGGGCAAGUUCAACAUCAAGGAGCACGCUGCCGCAUACAUCAUGGCCUACACCGCCAGUGGCUCCGCCACCGCCAUCCAGGUCAUCUCCGUGCAGGACUUGUACUACGGCAACGAGGUCAACCCGGGCAUCGCUAUCUUCACCCUACUCGCCUCUCAGCUCGUCGGCUACUCCUUCGCCGGCCUCCUACAGGAGGCGCUCGUCUACCCAUCCAUCACCUUCUGGCCGACGACCAUCGUGCCGGCGAACAUGUUCCAGGCGCUGCACUUCGACGGCGGCCUGGGGUCGAAGCGCACGCGCAUGUUCUGGACGGUCUUCGCGGCUAUCUUCUGCUGGGAGAUCUUCCCGCAGUGGAUUUUCCCGUUGCUCACGGGUGUCAGCAUCUUCUGCCUCAUCGACCAGUCGCACGAGGUCAUGCGCAACAUCUUCGGCGGUGUGAGCAACAACGAGGGCAUGGGUCUUUUCGCCGUCUGCUUCGACUGGAACCUCAUCGGGUCUGCCUGUCUGUACACCCCGCUUUGGACGCAGCUGAACGAGGAUAUCGGUAUUUGCUUUACCUAUAUCUUGAUGUGCGCCGUCUACUACGGUAACAUCUGGAGGGCGAAGCAGUUCCCCUUCAUGUCCCAGGCCCUCUUCGACGAGACCGGCGAGGAGUACAACCAGUCCGCUAUCCUCACCGAUGGCAAGUUUGACCCUGUCAAGUACGAGGAUGUCGGCCCGGCCUUCUACUCCGCGACCAACGCGCUCGGCCUCAUCACCAGCAACCUUGCCAUGGGUGCUACGGCGGUACACGUCUUCCUCUUCUACUGGAACGACAUCAAGCCUUUCGUCAUGUCCUUCAACCCUUGGAACAAGGGACACGCUAUUGUCCACGAUGAACACUUCACGGCGAUGAAGCGCUACAAGAGGAUUCCGAAGUGGUGGUGGUUCACGCUUCUUGCGUGCGCCUACGCUAUGGCGCAGGCCACCGACUACACUGGCCACUCGCAUUUCUCCUGGUGGGCGCUCACGGUUAUCCUGAUUAUCUCGUUGUUCUUCACUACUGUAUACUGCACGACAUCUGCCCUCCUCGGCUUCAAGGAGUUCGGCGGUCAGCUCGAUGGCUUUUACCAGAUGAUUGGCUCGUACAUGGUCCCCGGCGAUCCCGUCGCGAACAUGUACGCCGCCCUCUAUGGCGGCCAGCCCACUGUCCAGGGCAUCAAGCUCCUCGGCGACCUCAAGCUCGGCCAGUACAUCAAGAUCCCUCCCCGCGUCAACUUCCUCGUCCAGAUCCUCGGCUGCAUCGUCGGCGCGCUGCUCAACUACGUGAUGAUGCUCUCCAUCAUCAAGAACCAGCGCGAGGACCUACUCUCGCUCUCCGGCACACGCCUGUGGUCCGGGCAGAACGCCCAGAGCUACAACUUCAACGCGAUUGCGUGGGGCGCGCUCGGUCGCGAGAUGUUCUCGCCGGGCAAGACGUACUACAUGGUCCCUGUCGCGCUCGCUAUUGGCGCGGUCCUCCCCAUCCCUGGGUACAUCCUGCACCGGAAGUACCCCAACAACGUGUUCUUCGCCAACAUCAACACCGGUAUCAUCGUCCAAUACGCGUGCUACCUCUCGGUCGGCAUCAACACGUCUGUGAAUACCACGAUGACCCUCGGCAUCCUGUCCCAGUGGUGGAUCCGUCGCAAGUACCCGCGCUGGUUCACGAAGUACAACUACAUCGUUGCUGGCGCGCUCGAUGGUGGCACUCAGGUCAUUUCCUUCAUCCUCAACCUCGCGGUCUUCGGUGCCGUGGGCGAAGGCCACCUGUUCCCCGAAUGGUGGGGCAACGAUCUUAAAUAUUCUGCCGAUAGGUGUAAGGCGCCGGCGUAGAACUGUAGAAUAGGUCUUCUUUUGUACUUGGGUCUUCCUUUGUAUUCAGUCACUUUGCUGCUUUACUUGGUACGAUGGCCUAUGUCUGCU
Schizophyllum commune H4-8 is the source of this 2762-nucleotide messenger RNA. RefSeq names its product OPT superfamily oligopeptide transporter. The record is from RefSeq and is a predicted model, not a curated record. The transcript is spliced from 15 exons. Gene Ontology annotation, biological process: transmembrane transport. Lineage: Eukaryota; Fungi; Basidiomycota; Agaricomycetes; Agaricales; Schizophyllaceae. Gene Ontology annotation, molecular function: oligopeptide transmembrane transporter activity. The coding region runs from base 348 to 2672 and encodes 774 amino acids.